AUGCUGGACAGCAACCCGACGGAGGUUCGACUCUUCCCGCUGCUGCAGGAGGCCCCCAAGCAGAAGAUGCGGAGGUCCGAGUCCGCUCUCAAGGUGCUGAGCUCCGCGGCCGGCGCCAGCACCCGGGCGCUCGGCACGGCGGCGGGGGCGCUCACGGCCGGCAGGCUGGCGCUGGGGGAGAAGGAGUGGUGCGCGCUGCCGGUGCCGGUGGCGUCCAGCACCGCCUCCGGCCUCGUGCACCUGCAGGAGCAGAGCUACGAGUUCACGGUCUCCCAGGUGCUGCUGCCGCCCCUCCACGGGAGCCCGGCCCGCGUGACCUGCUUCCAGGUCUUGCCCAGCCUGGUGAUCCGGAACAGGACGGACGAGCUGCUGCACGUGAGGCCCUCUGGCCAGGGCUCCACGGUGCUGCAGAUUAAGCCGUGCGAGUCCAAGCCGUGCUACUCCGUCCAAGGCAAGAAGGGCGCGCGCGUCGUGCAGCUCCGGCUCGGGUCCGAGGACAGCGACGCGGUGGCCACGCAGUCGAUGUGGUCCGGCAGCGUGCUGUGCGAGGACUCUGCCAACGGCAGGCACUCGCUGAGGGUGAGGUGUGAAUCAUCGGAGAGUUCGACCCCUCUGUCGCCCGGCCUCUUGUCCGUCGCGACCACGAACGGCACGCGGGUGAUCAGUGUGGAGGUGUCGGCGGCCAGCGAGGGCACCCGCAUCGUGACCGUCUCGGGCAGCCCCUGCCUGAUCGCCGCCUGCGUGGCGCCCCAGGUUGCCAGCCUCACCGUGGAGACGGAUGCGCCCGCGGAGGUGGUCCACGACAGCUCGACGACGGGCGUCCUCAGGAGGAACCUGAAUCUCCUCGCCAAGAACGUCGAGCAGGCCGCCCGCAUGGCUGGUGGCACCGCGCUCGUGGCCGGCGAGAGGGUGGCCAAGACCGCCCGGGCGGCCGGCGAGAGCGUCGCCAUGACCGCCAGCGUCGCGAGAGCGUCGCUGGCGGCGGCCGCCCUCGGCGAGUCGGUGCAGCCGCAGACCUUGGGGAACUCUUCGCGCUGGAGGGCCAGGGUCUCCAGGAGCAACAACUCCUUGGACGACACGCCCGACCUGGAAGCCAGCCCAACCCGCGCCAUCGUCGAGGGGGUGGGCAGCCCCGUGCGGUGGGGCUUCCCGGAGCCCGUGGGCUGGUACCAGCCGUUCCUCAAUCGCAACAAGGGCAUCGAGAGCACCUCGGUCGUCCUCCACUGGCAGCAGCCGGACCCGCCGGCAUUCCAGCAGCGGCAGGCGACCAGGAGGCUGGACAAACAGUGGCCUGGCAAGCAGCAGGUCCAAUUGAACCAGACAGUGGUGAAUGGGGUGUUAUUGAGGCUGUGCCUCUGGAGCCAGACGCCGCUGGUCGUGUUGAGGAGCACGCUGCCACCAGGCACGGGCAUCAUGGUGCGCGUGCGUCUGCGGGUGCAGCAGAGCCACCUCGACAGCCUCGCCGCGAUAGCUGUCAAGCGAGCGGCGGACGCCGAGCACGCGGAGGGCGAGGGCCGCUUCGCCCAGCUGCUCGCGUGGAGCGCCGAGUGCGCUGGCAGCGAGCAAACUCCGGAGCCGCUGGACAGGUCGCCAGACGAGGUGCGCUGCUCCGUGCUGCAGGAUGCAUGGUGCGCCGCGGGCCGCGGCAACCCCGACCUUCUGGAGGUGAAGGAGGUGGCUCUGAGCACGUGCGUCGGCAAGAGGUCGUCGGAGGAGCACGACCAGUGCCUGUGGGAUGCGGACACCGCGAAGCAGAGGCUCGAGGUGCAGUGGGUCUGCGGCGAGUGUGGCGAGCUCGUGAACAGCCCAGACCCGCCGUCAAUUUGCGCUUCCUGCAACAGGGAGCUCGCGCGCACGAGGAUCAGGGCACGCUCGCGGCAGAUCUCGCAGGACUUUGGCUCGACACAGAUCGCAGUCAGGCCACACCUGGACCUGCACCUGAAGCUCAGCAAGGUGUACGUGUCGGUCGUGUCCGAGAGGGAGCGCCAGGAGCUGUUCCUAGGCCGGCUGAGCGGCUUCUCCCUCCGUCUCAACCAGUCGUCCGUGGACGAGACGGGGAAGCUG
Molecule: messenger RNA, 2064 nt
Organism: Prorocentrum cordatum
Lineage: Eukaryota; Dinophyceae; Prorocentrales; Prorocentraceae
Source: the annotation of a GenBank genome assembly